UAAUGCCACUUUUCGAUUACUCUCCGCGUAAGUUAGUUAGUACUGAAUAAUCAAGUAUCGCGACCACCAUCUUGUUAUUGUCUCCACUUUGAACGGAACAGAAACGGCGCGACAACAAUGAGAGAAUGUAUCAGCAUUCACAUAGGACAAGCUGGUGUCCAAAUUGGUAACGCUUGCUGGGAGCUCUAUUGCCUUGAACAUGGAAUCCAACCAAAUGGUCAAGUAUCAUUUAAAUCUUCUGGUCGUAAUGAUUCGUCUAGUACGUUCUUUCAUGAAAUAGGCUCUGGGAAGCGAGUCCCCAGAGCCAUAUUCAUUGAUUUGGAGCCCACAGUUGUUGAUCAAAUACGCGUUGGAAAAUACAGCCAGUUAUUUCACCCGAACCAACUCAUCAGUGGUAAAGAGGAUGCAGCCAACAAUUAUGCCAGGGGUCACUACACUGUUGGCAAGGAAAUCAUUGAUUUGGUCUGUGACCAAAUUCAUAAAAUGACUGAACAAUGCUCUGGCCUCCAAGGCUUUUUGAUUUUUCAUAGUUUCGGUGGCGGUACUGGUUCUGGUUUUACGUCUCUGUUAAUGGAGCGUCUGAGUGUUGACUUUGGUAAAAAGACAAAGCUUCAAUUUUCAGUCUAUCCGGCACCACGAAUUUCUACAGCUGUAGUAGAACCCUACAAUUCUGUCUUGACCACUCACACAACACUAGAGCAUUGUGAUUGCGCUUUCAUGGUCGACAAUGAAGCAAUUUAUGAUAUCUGUAAAAAGCAUUUAGAUGUUGGGUAUCCAACAUAUAUGAACCUUAAUCGUCCCAUUGCUCAAGUAGUGAGCUCUAUUACUGCUUCUUUAAGGUUUGAUGGGUCCCUUAAUGUUGAUUUAACAGAGUUUCAAACCAACCUGGUACCUUAUCCACGUAUUCAUUUCCCGUUGAUUACGUAUGCACCUAUAAUAUCGGUUGAGAAAGCGUACCACGAGCAGUUAACUGUUUCUGAAAUAACAAAUGCGUGCUUUGAAACUGGUAACCAGAUGGUUAAAUGUGACCCUCGUCGUGGCAAGUACAUGGCUUGCUGUCUGUUGUACCGAGGUGACGUGGUCUCGAAAGAUGUUAACGCAGCUAUUGCAGCAAUUAAAAUGAAAAAAUCCAUCCAGUUUGUGGAUUGGUGCCCAACAGGGUUUAAAGAAGCUUGGCGAUUACAUCGACAGCAAUGCUCAAGUGGUACUUACUUUACCGACCGCAAAACGAAAGGCGAAGUUGACCUUCGCAGAAUGUUAACUGAGGACGUAGUUUCGAAACGCCACUAA
Messenger RNA from Octopus bimaculoides (California two-spot octopus), 1290 nucleotides. Its product is annotated as tubulin alpha chain. Gene Ontology annotation, biological process: microtubule-based process. Lineage: Eukaryota; Metazoa; Mollusca; Cephalopoda; Octopoda; Octopodidae. Gene Ontology annotation, cellular component: microtubule. Gene Ontology annotation, molecular function: GTP binding; structural constituent of cytoskeleton. The record is from RefSeq and is a predicted model, not a curated record.